Molecule: messenger RNA, 2281 nt
Organism: Paramuricea clavata
Lineage: Eukaryota; Metazoa; Cnidaria; Anthozoa; Malacalcyonacea; Plexauridae
Source: the annotation of a GenBank genome assembly
UAAUUUGUUAUAGAAAGGAAAAACGUAUUGUGUAAAAUCGGCUAAACGCUGUUUUUCUGAAGGACUACAGUAUCCUGAAGGUGACACGUGGUAUAACUCAAACUGUGACAAAUGUGUAUGUAGGGUAAGUAUAUAUAAUAAACUCAUAAUGCAACAAACUUUCUCAGCUUCUAAUUGGACCUUGAACAUCCAAUGUUGGGGUCCACAGCGUUGUUUAUGAGAUAUUGUUCCAGUCUCUGGACAGAAAGAGUGCCAUAGCAGAAACGACCAAUCCUUGGAAACGACCACAACAUACCUGCAUUUUUGAAUAAUAUGUAUAUAUACAGUAAUUUCGAUAUUUGACUAUGCUUUGUCUUGAAAUCAUCAUUUGCCUCAACAAUAGACCUUUCCCUUUUUAAGUGAAAUUUUGAUCUAGACUAGCCUGGACAAAAAUUUCAUCACAGCUUGAAAGAGCAUCACAAAAUUAGUAACAUUCGAUUCCGAAGUUUCGUUGCAAAAUGUUGUAAAAUGCGGAUGAUAUAGCCUUGCGAAGUUUGCCGUUUUUCAGUCAUUUGGUAUUACAAACGGGAAAUUGAUAAUCAGUUUCAUGAUCUGAUUAUCAAUUUCCCGUUUGUAAUACCAAAUGACUGAAAAACGGCAAACUUCGCAAGGCUAUAUUAUCCGCAUUUUACAACAUUUCGCAACGAAACUUCGGAAUCGAAUGUUACUAGUUUUGUGAUGCUCUUUCAAGCUGUGAUAAAAUUUUUGUCCAGGCUAGUCUAGAUCAAAAUUUCACUUAAAAGGGGAAAGGUCUAUUUGGUCGAAAGAAGUAAAAUAUAACCUUACUACUCCUGAUAAUGAAUAAUUUACAAAAAGUGUGAGAAAGUCAUGACAAUAUUUAGCAACUAUAUUGUUCAACCUGAUACUUAUGUCGGAGGUGAAGACCCCCUGAGUAGUGACGUUUUUGUCAUCACGGACGUUACCUGAAAAACUAAUUUUGACGGCAUUUUGCAUCAUAGCGCUCGUGUAAGGAAGCAAAAAGUUUUAAAAAUCUUAUGUUUUGUCACAUGUGUUGAAGAUUACCACGAAUUGGUACAAACACAGUUUUUAAUCCAGUCCUCCCUCGGCAAUCUGACGUCCAUGUUGACAAAAACCUUGCUUGCUUAUUAAGCUCCCUAGUAUCAGCUUGUGUUUUUCUUUACAGGAAGAAAACGAAUGUAUUUUUUAAAUUAAAAAGUGACAUUAAAAAGUGAAGUUCGACGCCAAACUCAUUUAGAUCACAGUAUAAUUAUGAAACAUUGCUAUAUCGAGAUAUUUCUCAAAGCCCAAUCUCAAUAUUCAUAAAAAAAAUGGCAAAAAUGAAAAAAUUCAUUUUCGUAGUAUCAGUUUUUGCAUAAAAUUUGUUGCUACUGGUCGUUAAAAUUACAUAUUUACACUAUCAGUAGUCCUUAAAAUGUCCUUUAGAUUUAUAUUCAAGAACCAGAGUGAAGAACCAGAGCGUUAAAAACUCAUUUUUGUAAGGCAGCUUUGUAAAUUAACCAGCAGUCUUGGAUUGAGAUACAGGGUCUUAGCUAGGAUUUGAGAUCUUGGGCGUGUUUCUAAUGACCAGGGUGUGCACAUGUCAAUUACUUUGAGUAGCCAAAUUCACGGUUCUAGUUAUACUCGCCAACAACAGACAAUGCCUGUGGCUGUUCUAUGCUUUGCUACCAAAUUCAAGACGAGCAUACGCUCAUACUGCGCAGUGACAUUAGAAUAUUAAGUUAUUUCAGCAACUCUUGGGGACAUUUAAAACCUUUUUAACACCAUACAGUUCCCAUUAUCCAUCAAAACAUUAAAACAUCACGGAUCACAUUUCGUAAAUUGGAAGAAAUUCUGUGUGUUGUAAGUACUGUAGCAUCACCUUAUUUUAUGAACCUACACGGCCUUAUAUAAAUAAUGAAGCCGCGUUCAUUUUAUCUAGCCGUGUUUUGCCACUUUUGGCCGCGAUAACACGGCCAACACGGCCCUCUAGCUAAGACCCUGUUGAGAUACUUAAAACCAAAUCAUCUGCGCAUAGUAAAUUUUACUUGACUUUCUUGACUUAUUUCGAGUACUUUCACAGGAUGGUGUUUCAAAUUGCGAAAGUACAGAAAGAGUAUGGAAAAAUCAGGCUUGUGAAAAGACAUGUGAAGGUGAUCCUUGCCCCAAGCCAACACAAGGAUGUUUUUGCCCUGGAAGGAAGGUAUUGUUCGAUGGAAAAUGUGUUGACCAACUUGCCUGUCCUUGUAGGCAUAAUGGAAGAACAGUUCAGGUAAGUUCACAG